GGGAGUGUAAACUGUAGGAGGGCGAAGGAAGCGAGGCGCGACACAGCUCCUGGAGAGGAGGACAGACCUGAGCGUUAGGCACAGAGAGGCUCUCCCGGCCUAGAGGAGGGAGCACGGCGCAGAGAGGAGGGGCUUGCGGCCCCGUAGAAAUGUCAAUCAGAGCCCGGAGCCCAGGGAAUCUCGGCCAAUCUGUUCGGACCUGACCUGACUCCUCGCCGCCGCCGCCGCCGCCGCCGCCGCCGCGGAGCAGAUCAAUAGGCGAACGCGAAGCGCAGCGCAGCGCGGGAGGCAACGCGGCCCGGGCUCGGCCCAGCCCCCGAUGCGCUCCGGAGCCAACGUGCGGCACUGAGCACGGCGGCCCCGGGGGCCGGGCCCCCACUCCGUAGGUGCCCCGUGGGCCACCAUGUCCUUCCCCCAGCUCGGAUACCAGUACAUCCGCCCGCUCUACCCACCCGAGCGCCCGGGAGCCGCAGGCGGCAGCGGCGGCAGCGCGGGAGGCCGGAGCGGUCCCGGCGCCGGAGCCUCGGAGCUUGCCGCCUCGGGGUCCCUAUCCAACGUGCUUUCGUCCGUGUACGGGGCACCCUACGCCGCGGCCGCAGCUGCAGCUGCCGCCGCCCAGAGUUACGGCGCCUUCUUGCCCUACGCUACGGAGCUGCCCAUCUUCCCACAGCUGGGCGCUCAGUAUGAGUUGAAGGACAGCCCUGGGGUCCAGCAUCCGGCCACGGCCGCCGCAUUCCCGCACCCGCACCCCGCCUUCUACCCCUAUGGCCAGUACCAGUUCGGGGACCCGUCCCGUCCCAAGAACGCCACCCGGGAAAGCACAAGCACGCUCAAGGCCUGGCUCAACGAACACCGCAAGAACCCGUACCCCACCAAGGGCGAGAAGAUCAUGCUGGCCAUCAUCACCAAGAUGACCCUCACCCAGGUGUCCACCUGGUUCGCCAACGCGCGCCGGCGCCUCAAGAAAGAGAACAAGAUGACGUGGGCGCCCCGUAGUCGCACCGACGAGGAGGGCAAUGCUUAUGGGAGCGAGCGGGAGGAGGAGGACGAAGAAGAAGAUGAGGAAGAGGGCAAACGAGAGCUGGAGAUGGAGGAGGAGGAGCUCGCUGGGGAGGAGGACACGGGGGGCGAGGGCCUGGCGGACGACGAGGAAGAUGAGGAGAUCGAUUUGGAAAACUUAGACAGCGCCGCAGCCGGGCCGGAACUGACCCUGGCUGGGGCAACGCACAGGAACGGGGACUUCGGCCUAGGACCCAUUUCGGACUGCAAAAAUAGCGACUCAGACGAUAGCUCCGAAGGCUUGGAGGAGCGACCACUGUCGGUCCUGAGCCUGGCCCCAGCGCCACCGCCUGUGGCCAGGGCUCCUCCAUCUCCGCCCUCUCCACCCUCGGGCCUGGACCCCUGUGCUCCCGCACCAGCGCCCUCCUCCACCCUGCAGAAGCCCAAGAUCUGGUCACUGGCCGAAACGGCCACCAGCCCGGAUAACCCACGUCGCUCGCCUCCCAGAACCGGAGGUUCUCCUCCCGGGGCAGCCGUCGCGCCUCCGACGCUGCAGCUCUCGCCCGCGGCUGCCGCUGCAGCAGCAGCGGCACACAGACUCGUCUCGGCGCCGCUUGGCAAAUUCCCCGCUUGGACCAACCGGCCUUUCCCAGGCCCGCCGCCCGGCCCGCGGCCGCACCCGUUGUCCAUGUUGGGCUCGGCCCCACAGCACCUGCUGGGACUUCCCGGAGCCGCUGGUCACCCGGCGGCUGCCGCCGCCGCCUACGCUCGGCCCACGGAGCCGGAGAGUGGAACAGAUCGCUGUAGUGCCUUGGAAAUGGAGAAAAAGUUGCUCAAGACAGCUUUCCAGCCGGUGCCAAGGCGGCCCCAGAACCACUUGGAUGCUGCUCUGGUCUUAUCAGCUCUCUCCUCAUCUUAAUUCUUUGAACAAUUUUUAAAUCGUUGUACUAAUUGUAAAAAAAAUCGCUCUGUAUAGUUAUGACUUGCAAGCAUGUCUGUGUAUGAAUACCUAAAAAAGAAACACUAAACCAACCAACAAACACACACACACACACAAAAAAAAAAAAAGAACGAAAGAAAGAAUAAAGCCGGUUCCCCUUGGCCCUCCCCAGGUCGCUUCUGUACUGCCCCACAUUAGAUUGUGAGGUUCGUUUGUUCUGUUGAUUUCGGGGGUGGGCGGGGUGGAGUUGCAGAGAGGAUAAGCGUGUCUGACUCUUUUUGUAUAUACAGAGAAAUGUACAUACGUGUGAACCAAAUUGUACAAGAAAGUAUCUAUUUUUGGCUAAAUAAAUGAGCUGUUGCCACUUUUGACUAUAA
Messenger RNA from Microtus oregoni (creeping vole), 2316 nucleotides. RefSeq names its product iroquois homeobox 3 (gene Irx3). Gene Ontology annotation, biological process: regulation of transcription by RNA polymerase II; neuron differentiation; cell development. NCBI's taxonomy places the organism in Eukaryota, Metazoa, Chordata, Mammalia, Rodentia, Cricetidae. The coding region runs from base 404 to 1918 and encodes 504 amino acids. Gene Ontology annotation, cellular component: nucleus. Gene Ontology annotation, molecular function: DNA-binding transcription factor activity, RNA polymerase II-specific; RNA polymerase II cis-regulatory region sequence-specific DNA binding. The record is from RefSeq and is a predicted model, not a curated record. The transcript is spliced from 4 exons.